AUGCAGUCGGAAUCGGGAAUUGUUCCCGACUUCGAAGAUGGAGAGGAUUUACACGAGGAACCCAAAACGUACUACGAGCUGAAGAGUCAGCCCUUGAAAAGAAAUAGUCAUCCAUCUGUAGAUCUCUGCAGUUCAUCCAGACCUCCACUCAGCUCCUCGGCUACAACUUCGCGCAUCCUUCUGCGUCAGCAGCUGAUGCGCGAACAGCUUCAGGAGCAGGAGCGGCGGGAACAGAGGCGGCAGCAGGAAUCCCAGUACCCGCAAACCACAGCCGCGCAGACCCCCGCCAUCAAUGUCAGCGUGUCCGCACCGGCCGCUGCCCAGGUGCCCAUGGAAGUACUGAAGGUGCAGACUCAUUUGGAGAACCCGACCAAGUACCACAUCCAGCGCUCCCAGCAGCAGCAGGUCAAACAGUACCUGGGAAAGCUUGGCUCACAGGUAUUGAGCUUGCCCUGCCCCAACCAGUCCUCUGACCACGGGGGCAUGCCGCCAGGGCCGGGCAACAGCGCCCCUAACAGCCCUAUGGCCUUACUGACCCUGAACUCGAACUGCGAGAAAGAGAUGGAUGAUGUCAUCGACGACAUUAUUAGUCUGGAGUCCAGUUACAGUGAUGAUAUCCUUGGCCUAAUGGAUCCAGGACUUCAAAUGGCUAACACGAUCCCGGUGCCUGCCAACCUCAUGGACAUGUAUGGAAAUCAGGGUAUGUCACAACAAGGACUGCCUAUCAGUAACUCCUGUCCUGCUAACUUGCCCAACAUCAAAAGGGAAUACUCAGCGUCACAAUCACCGUCCGUAAUGCACAUGUUGGAUAAGUCUGGGUCAUGUGGCAAAUUCGACAACUAUCAGAGGACCGAAGGGUUUCCUGUUGCCGAAGUAAGAGCUCUUGCAAAGGAGAGACAGAAGAAGGACAACCAUAACUUGAUUGAGAGAAGACGACGUUUUAACAUCAACGAUCGAAUUAAGGAACUGGGAACUUUAAUUCCAAAGUCAAAUGACCCGGACAUGCGCUGGAACAAGGGCACCAUCCUCAAGGCGUCCGUGGACUACAUCAGGAAGCUGCAACGCGAGCAACAAAGGGCCAAAGAGCUGGAGAACUGUCAAAGGAGGCUUGAAAAUGCCAAUCGACAUCUCAUGUUGAGGAUACAGGAGUUGGAAAUGCAGGCCCGCGCUCACGGCUUGGCCGUCACGUCGUCGGCCCUCUGCUCGGCUGACCUGGCGGGCCGUAGGAUUAAACAGGAGCCCCCUUUGGAGGACUGUCACCAGGACCUGUACGCACUCCACCCCCGCACGCAUCAGCAGCACCACCGCGCCUGCACCCCGGAGAACCCCGGCGUGGCGGAGCGAAACGAAGGUCACCACGAUUUCUCCGACGGUCACUACGUUCACGGCAGGCCGGCCUCCAAACUCAACGACAUCCUCAUGGAAGACAACGUGUCGCCCGUGCGAGGCGGGGACCCUUUGCUCUCCUCCGUUUCGCCGGACGCCUCCAAGGACAGCAGUCGGAAGAGCAGCGUAAGCAUGGAUGAGCACGAGCAGGGCUGUUAG
This is a messenger RNA of Nerophis lumbriciformis (worm pipefish), 1545 nucleotides long. The record is from RefSeq and is a predicted model, not a curated record. NCBI's taxonomy places the organism in Eukaryota, Metazoa, Chordata, Actinopteri, Syngnathiformes, Syngnathidae.